CAAAAGUUUCAGUGAAAGAAAGAACAGUGAAAAAAUCACUCGACUCUCUCUCUCUCUUUUGUUCUCUCUGCAACUCCAAGAUCUGGUAAGUAAAAGGGGGUUCCUUCCUUCCUCCCAUGCCAAGAUUUUGCUAAGGAAGAGAUGCCAUUGCCAAUGCUCCCUUUCGGGACCAAAACCGUCGUCGUUUUUUCCUUCUUGGUUUUGAUCUGGGGGUUUCGGAGUUGCCAUGGCCGCAUCUUCAGCUUCAAGAUGCACCAUCGAUUCUCCGAGCCCGUCAAGAAGUGGUCCGAGACUGCCGGUGCCGGCAAGCUCUCUCCGCCUCAAAAUUUGCCGGAGAAGGGAAGCUACGAGUACUACGCCGAAUUGGCCGACCGCGAUCGCCUCCUCCGUGGCCGGAAGCUCUCUGAAAUCGAUGCGCCGCUCGCCUUCUCCGAAGGAAACUCAACCUUUCGGAUCAGCAAUUUGGGAUUUCUGCAUUAUACGACGGUCAAGUUGGGUACUCCGGGAAUGAUGUUCAUGGUGGCUUUGGAUACUGGAAGUGACCUAUUUUGGGUGCCCUGUGACUGCAACCGAUGUGCUCCUACUGAUGGCACAACUUUUUCCUCUGAUUUUCAGCUUAAUAUGUAUGACCCUAAAGGGUCGUCAACAAGCAAAAAGGUUACUUGCAACAACACUAUGUGCGCCCAUCGAAAUCGUUGCGUUGAAACAUUAGGCAGUUGCCCUUACAUGGUCUCUUAUGUCUCAGCAGAAACAUCUACUUCUGGAGUACUGAUAGAGGAUGUCCUGCACUUGAAAAGGGAAGAUAAAUACCAGGAACUUGUUGAGGCAUACGUCACUUUUGGUUGUGGACAGGUUCAAAGCGGUUCAUUCCUUGAUGUUGCAGCUCCCAAUGGUUUAUUUGGGCUUGGAAUGGAGAAGAUAUCAGUACCUAGCAUUUUAUCGAGGGAAGGGUUUAUAGCAAAUUCUUUUUCUAUGUGUUUUGGACAAGAUGGGGUUGGAAGAAUCAGUUUUGGUGACAAGGGCAGUCCCGAUCAAGAAGAGACCCCAUUUAAUUUGAACCCAUCACAUCCAACAUACAACAUUAGUGUUACUCAAAUUCGAGUUGGAACAACUUUAUUUGAUGUGGAUUUGGCAGCCCUUUUUGAUUCAGGGACCUCGUUCACAUAUUUGGUUGACCCAGCCUAUACAAGGCUUUCAGAAAGUUUUCAUUCACAGGUUCAUGAUAGACGACGUCAAUCUGACUCAAGGAUCCCUUUUGAAUAUUGUUAUGAUAUGAGUCCCGAUGUGAAUUCUAGUUUGAUUCCUAGUCUGCGCUUAACUAUGAAAGGUGGAAGUCAAUUUGCUGUCUAUGAUCCCAUCAUUGUCAUCUCCACUCAGAAUGAAAUUGUAUAUUGCCUGGCAGUUGUCAAGAGUGCAGAACUGAAUAUAAUUGGGCAGAACUUCAUGACUGGCUAUCGGGUGGUGUUUGACAGAGAGAAACUCAUCUUGGGCUGGAAGAAAUUUGAUUGUUAUGAUGUUGAUGAUUAUAGUUAUUUCUCUGAAAAGUCCAAUUCCACCAAUGUGCCUCCUGCUGUUGCUGCUGGACUAAGCAAUUAUUCUACGCCAAAAUCAACAAAGGAGAUCAAGAGUAAUCAGACUUCAAGUGCGUGUCCAUCUUAUCCUCACCCUACAACUCCUGUGACUUGUUUCAGAGUUUUCGUCUUAUUCUCUCUUUUACUCUUUACAUUGUCAGACUUUGCAGGCCAAUUUUUAGCCCAUGUCUUGCAGUUUUAGGUUAUCUUUUUCUUACCAUUAUGUUUACAAUGUAAACCAUACACCACAGGACAGGAUAAGAAAAUAGUAAUAGUUCAGCUCACUUCCACUA
Molecule: messenger RNA, 1864 nt
Organism: Humulus lupulus (European hop)
Lineage: Eukaryota; Viridiplantae; Streptophyta; Magnoliopsida; Rosales; Cannabaceae
Product: aspartyl protease family protein 1
Exons: 10
Coding region: 142-1773 (543 amino acids)
Biological process (GO): proteolysis
Molecular function (GO): aspartic-type endopeptidase activity
Source: RefSeq, a predicted model, not a curated record